This is a messenger RNA of Panicum hallii, 432 nucleotides long. Its product is annotated as heavy metal-associated isoprenylated plant protein 3-like. The transcript is spliced from 2 exons. Gene Ontology annotation, molecular function: metal ion binding. The record is from RefSeq and is a predicted model, not a curated record. The coding region runs from base 1 to 432 and encodes 143 amino acids. Lineage: Eukaryota; Viridiplantae; Streptophyta; Magnoliopsida; Poales; Poaceae.
AUGACGAUGCAGCCGGUGGUCGGGACGGUGGUGCUCAAGAUCGGCUCCACGGGGCUCCACUGCGAAGGCUGCAUGAACCGCAUCCGCAGCAAGCUCUUCAAGAUCAGAGGCGUGGAGCAGGUGAAGAUGGACAUGGCCAAGAACCAGGUGACGGUGACGGGGACCAUGGACGCCAAGGCCCUGCCGGAGAAGCUCCGCAAGAAGCUGCGGCGCCCCGUGGACGUGGUGCCGGCCAAGGACGGCAAGCAGCAGGACGGCGGCGGCGGCAAGGACAAGGACGUCAAGGAGAAGGACGGCGGCAAGGACGCGGCGACCAAGAAGCUGACGGCGGAGCUGGAGGCGUGGAAGGCCGCCUUCUACGACCAGCAGUCCCUGACCAACGUCGAGUUCAUGCUCAGCGACGAGAACCCCAACGCCUGCGCCGUCAUGUGA